Messenger RNA from Trichomonas vaginalis G3, 1002 nucleotides. RefSeq lists its product as uncharacterized. The transcript has a single exon. Lineage: Eukaryota; Parabasalia; Trichomonadida; Trichomonadidae. The record is from RefSeq and is a predicted model, not a curated record. Bases 1 to 1002 code for a protein of 333 amino acids.
AUGUCGAACGCGAACGAAGCUUUCACGUAUAAAAAGGUCCCACUACAGGUUCUUGCUGUUGUCCCAACACUUACCGAGAAUGCUCUUCAGAAAAAAAGAGCCGCAGAUCCAAAUCAAUGCGUUGUUUGCAACAAAGCGAUAGAUGAUGAAAAAAUAACAAUAGAAAAUAGAUCAUGGCACUGCAAUUGUUUAGUUUGCGAGCUUUGCAACAAAAAAAUAAUUUCAUCAACAUACCAAAUUUUAAAUGGUUCGCCAUUGCAUACAUAUUGCUACAAUCUCCUAAAAGGUCCGUAUUGUUUUGCAUGUGGUCAGAUACUUGUUGGUAAAGAUGUUAUUUCAGUCCAAGAUAAGUUAUAUCAUGCUGAAUGUCUCCGUUGCUCUUGUUGUCAGCGCCAUAUCAACAAGUAUGAAAAGGUUGAGAUGUACAAAGGUAUCCCACUUUGUUUCUCUUGCUUUUCAGAAAAAUGUCAAUUAUGUCCAAAAUGUCAUUCAGUAGUUACAAAAACUAAGUACAAAUUCCUUUUUGAAGGUCAAGUAAUAUAUCUUCAUGAUGUAUGCUGCAAAUGCACAAUUUGUGGAAAAGAUUUAAAUCAAGAUAAUUUUGCAUUUGAACAAGGACAGCCUUUAUGCAAAACAUGUUGGUUUGACCUAGCAAACUUCAUUUGUAUCAGGUGCAAACAGCCAAUUUUACCUAAUGAAAGAAUUUCAUACGGAGGAAUAUAUCACAUGAAAUGUUUCACAUGCCACAAUUGUCAUGAAUCCCAAGUGAAUAGUAAUCCAGAAAUAAUUGGCGACACUGUUAUUUGUCAACGCUGUUUUUGCGAAUUCAAAGACAGAUGCAGCGUUUGUUUCGAGAAAAUCAAACAAGAUAGAGUCGAACAACACAAUAGAAGCUUCCAUUCGAAAUGUUUUGUUUGUUGCAAAUGCAAAGCAAAUCUACAUACAAUUGAUUCUGUAUUCAAAGGUGGGAAGCUAUAUUGUGCUAACUGUGCUUCAAACUAA